This is a messenger RNA of Pelobates fuscus (common spadefoot toad), 2692 nucleotides long. It is a transcript of the gene SYT17, whose product is annotated as synaptotagmin 17. Gene Ontology annotation, biological process: regulation of dopamine secretion; cellular response to calcium ion; synaptic vesicle endocytosis. The record is from RefSeq and is a predicted model, not a curated record. Gene Ontology annotation, molecular function: calcium ion binding; calcium-dependent phospholipid binding; clathrin binding. Gene Ontology annotation, cellular component: plasma membrane; exocytic vesicle. The transcript has 8 exons. Lineage: Eukaryota; Metazoa; Chordata; Amphibia; Anura; Pelobatidae. Bases 388 to 1812 code for a protein of 474 amino acids.
GAUCGACACCGUUCAAAAGCAAGUGGCACAAGACGGCAAAAAAAUAAAUAAACCACUUUAAUCAAAGCAUUAGAAUCAGCAAGUGAUGGAAGGAGGACCCCGUUGACAGAGGCAGACUCACAAUGACCCCCGAAAUAUGCAAUCUACAUCUGAUCUAAAAAGCACCACUCAACUAGUUCAAAGAGACCUGUCUGCUCAAGUAAAGUCUAACCAUGAACGAGAAGGAGGGUCGAUCGGCUCUGUUCUGAUCAGCUAAACAAGUCACGUUCUUUUUUUUUUCUUGUGUAAUUUUUUAUUUAUUUAUUUAUUUUUCUUUUUUGAGGGCAAAGAGAGAAGAGAAUCGUCAUGUUCAGGCAAAACUGUGAACUGAUGGCAGUUUGAGUGAAGAUGGCGUAUGUACAGUUGGAACCAAUAAAUGAGGGAUUCCUGUCUAAAAUCUCCGAUCUGCUGCUGUGUCGAUGGACGUGCAGAAAUUGCUGUCAAAAAUGCUAUGAAUGUAGCUGUUGCCAGUCGAGUGAAGAUGAAGUUGAGAUUCUUGGGCCUUUUCCGGCACAGACACCACCAUGGAUGAUGAGCAAUCGCAGUGAUGAAAAGGAAGGGGAUUCAGAUAAUGCUGCAAGUGAACCUCCACCAACGCCACUGGACACUUCACCUGACAGACGCAGGUCAUCUUCUGACACAUCCAGGUCUACUUACAGUCUCACGAGGCGUAUUUCAAGUUUAGAAUCAAGAAGACCAAGUUCUCCAUUGAUUGAUAUAAAACCAAUUGAGUUUGGUGCAUUGGGAUCAAAAAAAGAAAGCAUACAACCUACAGUUCUGAGAAAAACAUACACCCCAGAAGACUAUUUUAGAAAAUUUGAACCACGUCUUUAUUCCCUCGAUUCCAGCAAUGAUGAUGCAGACUCAUUAACUGAUGAUGAAAUCCUAACUAAAUAUCAACUAGGUAUGCUGCAUUUUAGUACUCAGUACGAUCUAUUGCACAACCACCUGACUGUCCGGGUGAUCGAGGCCAGAGACUUGCCACCUCCCAUAUCUUAUGAUGGUUCAAGACAAGACAUGGCUCAUUCAAACCCAUAUGUGAAGAUAUGCCUCUUACCAGACCAGAAGAAUUCUAAGCAAACAGGCGUCAAGCGUAAAACUCAGAACCCAGUAUUUGAGGAACGAUACACUUUUGAAAUACCCUUUUUAGAAUCCCAAAGAAGAACUUUGCUUCUAACUUUAGUGGAUUUUGACAAGUUCUCCCGUCACUGUGUUAUUGGAAAAGUCUCAAUGCCUUUAAAUGAGGUUGACCUUGUCAAAGGAGGGCACUGGUGGAAGGCCAUUAUACCAAGCUCCCAGAAUGAAGUUGAGCUGGGAGAAUUACUUCUGUCUCUUAACUAUCUGCCAAGCGCUGGAAGAUUAAAUGUGGAUAUUAUACGAGCAAAACAACUUCUUCAAACAGAUAUGAGCCAGGGAUCUGAUCCCUUUGUGAAAAUCCAGUUAGUACACGGGUUGAAAUUAGUGAAAACCAAAAAGACAUCCUGUAUGAGAGGAACCAUAGAUCCUUUCUACAAUGAGUCCUUCAGCUUUAAAGUCCCGCAGGAAGAGCUUGAGAACGUCAGUUUAGUUUUUACUGUUUAUGGACACAACAUGAAAAGCAGCAAUGACUUUAUUGGAAGAAUAGUGAUUGGUCAGUAUUCAUCAGGUUCCCCCGAAACCAACCAUUGGCGACGGAUGCUGAGUGCUCAUCGGACAGCGGUUGAGCAGUGGCACAGCCUGAGGUCUCGGGCUGAGUGUGACAGAGUGUCCCCUGCCUCAUUGGAAGCAACGUGAAAGCCAAUAUGAGUGAUGUCACAACAGUUACGCAAAAUAACCACCGUGGCAUUCGGAACAACUUGAGCUGCUUGUAAUUAUUUAGCAGCAUAAGCCUAUGUGCCUCGGUAUAUAAUCAUGAAGAUGCAACUCAUCUGUUACAUGUUCAUCGUAUCAGUUAGUUUUGAUGAUGUUGGACAUGCUGAUUAAUAUUAUUACCAUCAUGGCCAGCCUUGCGCACACAUUCACACAUUCAUUCAAUGUCUUAUAAUGUACGCCAGUGUUUCAGUGAAUGUAACUCAAUUUCACAUUGUGAAUUGACUUAAAGGAAAAUUACAGAUCAACACUAAGUGUGGUCUUAUACAAAAGAGUAUUUUUUAACAUUUACAAUAUGUUACUAAGAUGUACAUAGCUUGCUUGAAUGUUAAAUAUUUGCAAUAGAAUGUGCAGUUUUCAAAAGAAAUGGGGGGAUAAUUUCCUUUGUCUUCAACAGUCAGCUUAACAGACUUGAUGAUUGCAGAGAUCUUACUGGAGAUCAUGAUAUAGAAAAGUUUACGUACGAAAUGAUCACGAAUGAUGCAUACUAAUUCAUAUUGGCAAAACCUGUAAAUUAAGCUUUGAGUUUAUUUUACAUAGCAGCUAGAUGAUUGGUCAGCUCUAGAUAGGCUUUUGAAUAUCCCUACCUCCCACAAGUCCACUACACAUUCCACUUUGAAGAAUAUAUUGAAAGAUGUGUGCUAAUUUGUCAGUGUGCUAAAACAAGUAUAAGAUAUAUAUAUAAAAAACAACAUUAAUUCUACAGUAUGCGACAUAAUUAUAAAAUGCAGUUUUGUCCUCGUACGAGUUGAGUACCUGUUAAUACAUGUGUGUGCAAGUAUGUUUGUGCAAGUCUGUAUAUAUA